This is a messenger RNA of Cuscuta campestris, 1814 nucleotides long. The record is from the annotation of a GenBank genome assembly. Lineage: Eukaryota; Viridiplantae; Streptophyta; Magnoliopsida; Solanales; Convolvulaceae.
CUCUUAUUUAUUUAUGGGUGAAAGGUGUCGGUACCAAAAAGCACGUGUCCAUCGCCGGAGAAUCUCGGGCCCACUGUCACCGUAACGUUCAGAAAACCCUUCUGUUCACGUUUUAAACCCUUUCACCGCCGGCGACGAAAAGGUGUUCAUCUUGAACACCUCUUUCUAUUUUCGUCACUCUCAGUUAUUUACUCUUUUUCCUUUGUCUUCUUUAUCCGAAAUCCGCCCUUAAGAUCCCAUUCAUUCAUGAAGAGUACACCUUAAUAUGUAUUCGGACUCGGGUCGGAUUCUAAUGGCUUCUUCUUCCAAGAACAGGACCAAAACAGGGGUUUUCUCCGACGCCUUCAUUUGCACCGGCGGCACACUCUUCGCCUUCCUUCUGGUUUGGGCCUUGUGGUCUUUCAUUUCCCCCAACCCGGUUUUCAGUUCCGGAUCCCCGAACAGAGCUGCCGGAAGAUUGAGCUCCGCCGCCGGGAACUGCUUCGGGUUGAGGCAGGGGUUUGACCUGAGGUACGACCCGCCGGCGAGGAAUUUCUAUGACGACCCGGAUCUGAGUUAUACCAUAGACAAGCCGGUGAGGAAUUGGGACGAGAAGAGGAGAGAGUGGCUGAAGCAACACCCCUCCUUCAUUCCCGGGUCGGAGAACCGGGUUCUCGUGGUGACCGGUUCGCAGGCGACGCCGUGCAAGAACCAGGUCGGCGACCACUUGCUGCUCCGGCUGUUCAAGAACAAGGUGGACUACUGCCGGAUCCACGGCCACGACAUCUUCUACAACACCGUCCUCCUCCACCCCAAGAUGUUCUCCUUCUGGGCCAAAGUCCCGGCGGUCCGAGCCGCGAUGCUGGCUCACCCGGAGGCCGAGUGGAUCUGGUGGGUCGACUCGGACGCCGCCUUCACCGACAUGGACUUCAAGCUCCCGCUCGACCGGUACAAGGGCCACAACAUGGUGGUCCACGGCUGGGCAGACAUGAUCGAGAAGAGGAGCUGGACCAGCGUCAACGCCGGCGUGUUCUUGAUCCGGAAUUCCCAAUGGGCCAUGGAUUUCAUGGACGUCUGGGCCAAGAUGGGCCCACAGUCGCCGGAAUACGACCGGUGGGGGAAAACCCAAAGGGAGACGUUCAAGGACAAGACAUUCCGGGAAUCGGACGACCAGUCCGGCCUGAUUUACCUGAUUUUAAACGAGAAAGAGAAGUGGGGGAGCAAAAUAUACGUGGAGAGUGAGUUUUACUUCGAGGGGUACUGGCUGGAAAUCGUGGGGAGGCUGGACAACGUCACCGACAUGUAUCUCGGGGUGGAGAAGAGGGCGAGGGAGCUGCGGCGGCGACACGCCGAGAAGGUGACGGAGAGCCACGGGAGGCUGUGGGAGGAUUACCUCAUGGACGCCGGGUACGGGAGGCACGGGUGGAGGAGGCCGUUCAUCACGCACUUCACCGGAUGUCAGCCGUGCAGCGGGGACCACAACCAGAUGUACUCCGGCGAGACAUGCGGCGAUGCUAUGCACAAGGCGUUGAACUUUGCCGACAACCAGGUGCUUAGGAAGUAUGGGUUUAUGCACAGGGAUCUGAUGGACACCGCCACCGUCUUGCCGUUGCCGUAUGAUUUCCCGGCGUAGACCGCCGGAAUCUGUACUUUCUUUUUUUAAGCAUAAAAGUAUGAUAUUUAUUGUUAUCAAUUAGACUCCGUAGCAAAACUAUAUUGCCCCUUGUUUGUCUCCGGCGUCUUCUUUUUCUUUCUUCUUCCAGAAUUCAAUUGCAUGUCUGUAUUGCUGGCACAGUUUAGAAGAAGAAUCUAAUCAAUCAAUCAGGACGCUUUGA